AUGGCCACGGAUUGUGAGCGGCCGCCUGACUGGGCUGCCGCCGGUUGCUUGGACAACUUUCGCCAGUAUCGAGACAUCACCAACCGAGAGGUGGAGCGGGUCCGGCGAAAUCUGAACGGGCUGUCGGACGAUGACAAAGCUUCACUCAUCAGGAAGCCAGAGGAACAGGUGAAAGCGAUGGAAGAGGCUGUGGCGGCCACGCUCCAGCUCGUGGAGAAGCUUGAGACACUGCUCCGCAAGGAGUCGCAGACGGCUGAGAAGGGUGCCAGGGGCUCUGGCGUCAACAUUCCUGUGGGUACCAAGCCAGUGCAGACCUUGCUCCAAACCCUCGUGCGCGAGUGGGCGGCGGAAGGGCUACAGGAGCGAAAGGCGUGCUUCGACAAGCUGCUAGGAGCUCUCGACAGCCACCUGACAAAGGCGGGUCGCGUGCUGGUCCCGGCAUGCUCCCUAGGUCGCCUGGCCUUCGAGGUCUCGUGCAGGGGGCACAGUGUGGAGGCUUGCGAGAGCCGGCUCUUGCAGUGGUUCGGCAUGGAGCUCCUACGGCAAAACGGUCAGGCAGAGGUGCUUCGACCACAGCCGUUCGCGCUCAACACGUGCAACCGGCUGAAGUUUUCCGACAAUCACAGAGUAACAGCCAUGCCGGAUGUGACGAUCGAGGAAGGGCGACUACCUCGACAGCAUUUUGGCGAGUUCAUCACUCUCUACGACAGGUCGGAUGCCAAAGAAAGCUUCGACUGCCUCCUGACCUCUUAUGCGCUGGACCUGUCUCCAAACGUGUUCCGUUUUGUGCGCACAGCAGCUCAUGUGGUCAGACCUGGUGGCGUGUGGGCGAAUUUUGGCCCUUUGGCUUAUGAUACCGACCACGACGAGGCAGCCGGGCACGGCUUGGAGCUCAGCUGGGAGGACGGACUAUGGCGAGGGUGUUGGCUUCAGAGUAUUGUGUCGCAUUGGCAUAGUCCCCAAAAAGCGAGAGAGGAGAGGAACAUCAGAUGA
Molecule: messenger RNA, 993 nt
Organism: Symbiodinium sp. CCMP2456
Lineage: Eukaryota; Dinophyceae; Suessiales; Symbiodiniaceae
Source: the annotation of a GenBank genome assembly